AUACGGAAUGCUGCUACUUUAUUGACAUAAUUGACUUAAAUAUAUCGUAUAAAAUUAUUGAAAUUUUCAAUAAUGUUGGAACGCAAAGAUCCUGAAGGAAACUUAUACGUUUUUAAUGAGGAAGAUUUACCGUAUGAAGAAGAAAUUUUAAGAAAUCCUUACUCUGUGAAGCAUUGGCAACGUUAUAUAGAUCAUUUAAAAAGUACAAAAAGUAAUAAUUUAAAUAUUGUAUACGAACGAGCGUUAAAAGAACUUCCGGGGAGUUACAAACUAUGGUAUAAUUACUUACGUCAACGUGUCAGCCAGUUAAAAGGAAGAUGCAUAACAGAUCCUCUUUAUGAAGAUGUGAAUAAUGCAUUUGAACGUGCUUUAGUUUUUAUGCAUAAAAUGCCUAGAAUUUGGAUGGAUUAUUGUACAUUAAUGACUGAACAAUGUUACAUUACACGUACUCGUCAAGUUUUUGAUAGAGCACUUAGGGCUCUUCCUAUCACACAGCAUCAUCGUAUAUGGCCAUUAUAUAUAGAAUUUUUGAAAAAACACAAUGUAUAUGAAACUGCUGUCAGAGUGUUUAGAAGAUAUCUUAAGCUAGCUCCAGAAGAUACAGAAGAAUAUAUAGAGUACCUGAUAUCAAUUGGAAGACUUGAUGAAGCAGCUGUAAAACUUGCACAGAUUGUUAAUCAAGAUGAUUUUGUAUCAAAGCAUGGAAAAUCUAAUCAUCAAUUAUGGAAUGAAUUAUGUGAUUUGAUAUCAAAGAAUCCUUCUAAAAUAAAAUCUCUUAAUGUAGAUGCUAUCAUUAGAGGUGGUUUGAGACGUUAUACUGAUCAGUUAGGUCCUUUGUGGAACUCUUUGGCAGACUACUAUGUUCGUAGUGGUUUAUUUGAAAGGGCAAGAGAUAUUUAUGAAGAAGCAAUACAAACAGUGACUACUGUUAGAGAUUUUACCCAAGUUUUUGAUGCCUAUGCACAAUUUGAAGAACUUAGUCUUAGUAGACGUAUGGAAGAAGCUGCAAAGAAUCCUACUGAAGAUGAUGAUAUAGAUUUAGAAUUGAGAUUAGCGCGAUUUGAACACUUAAUGGAAAGACGUUUAUUAUUAUUGAAUUCUGUACUACUUAGGCAAAAUCCUCAUAAUGUACAAGAAUGGCAUAAAAGAGUUAGACUUUAUGAAGGACAACCACACGAAAUCAUUAAUACAUAUACGGAAGCAGUGCAAACCGUGCAACCACAUUUAGCAGUAGGUAAAUUGCAUACCUUAUGGGUUGAAUUUGGUAAAUUUUACGAAGAAAAUGGUCAGAUAGCAGAUGCUCGAGUAGUUUUUGAGAAAGCAACUCAUGUUCCGUAUACUAAAGUUGACGACCUUGCUUCUGUAUGGUGUGAGUGGGCAGAAAUGGAAAUUAGAGAUGGAAAUUAUAAAGAAGCAUUAAAACUUAUGCAUCGCGCUACUGCUAUGCCAUUCCGCAAAGUGGCAUAUCACGAUGAGACAGAAACGGUUCAAAUGAGAUUGUAUAAAUCCUUGAAAGUUUGGUCUAUGUAUGCUGAUUUGGAGGAAAGCUUUGGCACAUUUAAGAAAGGCAUUGCACUCUUUAAAUGGCCUAAUGUUUAUGAUAUAUGGAAUACGUACCUUACAAAAUUUUUAAAACGUUAUGGUGGUACAAAAUUAGAACGAACACGAGAUUUAUUUGAACAAUGUUUAGAACAUUGUCCACCAAAAUACGCUAAAGCUUUGUAUUUACUAUAUGCAAAAUUAGAAGAAGAGCAUGGUUUAGCCAGGCAUGCAAUGUCUGUAUAUGAACGAGCAACAAGCGCUGUUCUUCCUGAAGAACGAUUUGAGAUGUUUAAUAUUUACAUUAAAAAAGCAGCAGAUAUAUAUGGUGUACCGAAAACGAGGCAAAUAUACGAAAAAGCUAUUGAAGUACUUAAUGAAGAUAAUACAAGAGAAAUGUGUUUGCGAUUCGCAGAAAUGGAGACGAAGUUAGGAGAAGUUGACAGAGCUCGAGCGAUAUAUGCGCACUGCAGUCAAAUUUGUGAUCCAAGAGUAACAUCAAACUUUUGGCAAAUAUGGAAAGAGUUUGAAGUAAGACAUGGCAAUGAAGAUACUAUGCGUGAAAUGCUCCGAAUUAAACGCAGUGUUCAAGCUAUGUACAAUACUCAAGUAAAUAUGAUGUCUGCUCAAAUGUUAAACAAUGCAUCAAACCCACCAUCUGAUGUACCAAUAGAUGCAAUGCGUCUUUUAGAUAGUAAAACGCAAAGCACAGAUAAUGUUACUGCAUACAAGGACAGCAUUAAAUUUGUACGUGGUGUAACAGAAAAAGAUGGUAAACCGGAAUCCCAAGUGAAUAAUCCAGACGAAAUAGAUAUUGAUAUAGACGAUGUUAAUGAUAAUGAAGGAGAUAUAGAGGAAGAUAUACCUGUUGAAAAACAAACUAUUCCAUCACAAGUAUUCGGUAGUUUAAAAGCAAUUGAAGGUGAGGAUGACUAAGGCAUACAUAAAGUAC
Molecule: messenger RNA, 2491 nt
Organism: Habropoda laboriosa
Lineage: Eukaryota; Metazoa; Arthropoda; Insecta; Hymenoptera; Apidae
Gene: fand
Product: pre-mRNA-splicing factor SYF1
Exons: 14
Coding region: 73-2475 (800 amino acids)
Biological process (GO): generation of catalytic spliceosome for first transesterification step; mRNA splicing, via spliceosome
Cellular component (GO): post-mRNA release spliceosomal complex; U2-type catalytic step 2 spliceosome; Prp19 complex
Molecular function (GO): protein binding
Source: RefSeq, a predicted model, not a curated record